Molecule: messenger RNA, 630 nt
Organism: Ostertagia ostertagi
Lineage: Eukaryota; Metazoa; Nematoda; Chromadorea; Rhabditida; Trichostrongylidae
Source: the annotation of a GenBank genome assembly
AUGGACUCAAAUGCCCAUGAACAGCUGGUCUCCUUCAUACUUCUACAGCUGCUUGCUGCUUUGAAAAUGCUUCAGAGUGACGGUGUCGAGUCACUCAGCACCAAUUUUAAGGAAUUUCUCCUUUCGUACCGUUUUUCACCAGAUUCUCAAGCCGAACUGUGGGAAUUUCCGCGAUUGAUCUUUUUGCCGGAAACCCUCGGAGCGGAAAUCGAGAGCGGCGGAGAUGAGCUAGUUGGUUUGUGUCGUUAUGCGAUGAGAGCCCUAUGUACUUUGUUACAUCAUCGAAUGGAUGGAAAGACCCCACCUAUCAGAUUACGAUCACGCUAUUCUCGUGCACUUCUCGCCUGCGCCAACAUACUGCAAGAGGACAAAUCGUCGAGUUUGACGAAAGCAAAAAACGUGCUCGAGACAGCCCUUUGGGCAGGCGAGCAAUGCCGAACGGACAUUGAGGCUAGGAUUUGGCUCGACAUGGCUAGAGCGGAAUGUGUGGACGCCUUGCUGCGUCAAUUGGUAUGUGAACCGGGAUGUCAUUUGGGAGCCCGAGAGCGCUAUCGGGUCGAGUUUCUGCUGAGCGCCACUCCACGUUCGUUGAUGGAAAGCCAAGCGGCUAUACGCUCUGCCAACAUCUGA